Anopheles arabiensis is the source of this 3481-nucleotide messenger RNA. RefSeq names its product neuroguidin. Gene Ontology annotation, cellular component: small-subunit processome; nucleolus. The record is from RefSeq and is a predicted model, not a curated record. Lineage: Eukaryota; Metazoa; Arthropoda; Insecta; Diptera; Culicidae. The transcript has 5 exons. Gene Ontology annotation, biological process: maturation of SSU-rRNA from tricistronic rRNA transcript (SSU-rRNA, 5.8S rRNA, LSU-rRNA). The coding region runs from base 613 to 1704 and encodes 363 amino acids.
GCGCAGUCGAAGUUGAAGGUUGACGUGCUUUGUGCCAAAGUCCCUCGGGUUGUAGCUUGCUGCUGCUGCUGCUGCUUUUGGUACUGUGCGCGGUUCAGCUCCUUGCAGUGUUUCUUCGUGUGAACUAAUGCAGUUUCGUGCAAAGUGUUUCAAUCAGUUUUAUUUCUUCUACACACAACAUAACAUAAAAAAGUAAUUAAAAGUGUGUGGAAAAGUCCUGCCUGGAACAAACAACAGCCGGGUAUAGUGUUCGUGACGGAAGUGUUGGUGCAUCAAACAAAACAGUUCCAGCUGCAGUAGGCUGAUUCCUUUGGGUGCUUGGUUACGAGUUUGGUGAAAGUCAACAAGGAAAGGACGACAACACGGCAUCAACACCCAAAGCAAGCCUUGUCUUGCACAGCGCAUUUUUCACCAUCGGCCUGCAAGGAGGAUUGUGUGUGAUUCCUGUUGGUCAAUCGAAAAAAAACUGUGCUUGUGUGUUCUUUGCCCCGGAGUAAGGAAAGAAGCCGCGCAGAAGGAACCCCAUCUCAGCCAACUGAACCACACAACGGAUCAGACGCUGCGGCGACCACGCGGAACAGAAGAAACGCAUACAGAGAUACAUUUUUAAAAAUGGUGCAGGCACUAGACGAGUACGACAUUCAGCCGGAUCUGCCCCAGGCGCUGCGAUUGCUGGACGAGAUGAACAACAACUUCCAGCAGGUGUCGGAUCUGGUGGGCAACAUGCUGCAGCGGGUGAAAACGGGCGAACUGUCGACCGAGUACGGGCUAAACUUUCUCGAAAUCAAGUACCACAUGCUGCUGAACUAUCUCAUCAAUCUGACGUACGUGGUGCUGCGGAAAUGUUCCGGACAUCGAAUCGAGAAAGAUCCAUCGAUCGACCGGCUGAUUGAAAUACGAACCGUGCUGGAAAAGAUCCGCCCCAUCGACUACAAGCUGCGCUAUCAGAUCGACAAGCUUGUGAAAACGGCCGUGACGGGAAGCAGCGGCGGUAGCGGGGCGGGCACCUCCGAUCCUACCGCGUUCCGUGCCAAUCCCGCCAACCUUAUGUCCCAGAUGCCGGCACCGGCCGAAGAGGCUGGCGUGGGCAGCUCGGCAGCACCGGUCGGUGGUCCCGAUUCGGACGAUGGUGCCGACUCGGACAGCUCGGCCAUGGUGAUGCUGAAGCUGAAGCGUGCGAAGGAAGCGGCCAAAAAGGGCAGAGGCGGAGACCGUGGUGGUGGUGGUGACGGGGCACAGCGCAGCAAGUCGGACGUGUACGUGCCACCGAAGCUGACAUCGAUGCCUUACGAGGAAGAUACAAAGGCGGACCGGGCCCGAAGGCAGCUGGAGCGAGCAAAAAAGCAUGCCCUCGGUUCGUCACUGAUACAGGACCUGAAGGACGAGUAUCUGGACACGCCGGUCGAGCUGUCGAGCAGCUCCCGGGCCCAGCAGAUACUGUCCCGGCGCGAGCGCGAUCGUGAGGAGUACGAGGAAACGUACUUGACGCGUCUUCCGCUGACGAAGGCAGAAAAACAUCGCAACAAAAAGCUAACGACGCUCGCUACCCUGGGCGAUGAACUAACCAGCUUCACCGAUAUAAGCGUGCUCAACGAAGACUAUGCAUCAACUUCAGCGAGUGGUGCCGGCGGCAAAAAGCGCAAAGCAGGUGGAAAAGGUGCAAAAGCGAGCAAGAAACACGGUAAGAAACGUCGCUUCCGUUAAACAUCGUUCGUGUGGCGAAGAAAAGAAGAAGACAAGCAUAUUAAUGCACAAUAAAAUAACGAUAGUCAGAUUUCGUUUCAAAAGGAGAAAAAAGCUCAUCAGUUGAGAAGGAUGAGCUUUGACGCACUGAUACAAACAGCGGGAAUCAGUUGUUCAUUAAACAAUCGCAAUUUUUGUAACGAUGCUGCAUUUCAUUGGCAUUGGUUUUGAUUUGUGUUUAAUUAUUUUUCUUUUUGUUGAAAUCGUAAACAUUUAAAGAUGAUUUAUGUUUUGGAAGUGUACGACUCUCUAAUCAACAUAUAAUUUGCGUUAGUUUAAGAAAAUUACAGAUUGAGCGCAUUUAUUCGGUAUGAUUUAUUUAGAAAAGGUGAGCUGCGAUGUGACGCAAAAUAGUAUAAAACUGUAACAGACAGAAAAUGCCGACAGGCAAAACAUUAAAUGUGUAAGGAGAUGGAAAGAUACAAAACAUACGAAAGAAGCAAAACGUUACUAGAAAAGCCUUUUAUAAUAUAUUUAUAAGAGCUUAUUUUUUCUGUUUUCAACAACUUUAUAACCGGUAAAAUAGCAAUCUAACAAACAGAAACAAAAAGCACAACCUGAUUACAUAGGGAAAAGUGCAAAUCAAACAGCCAAAUCAAUAAUAACUACUCUCAAAACGGGCCAUAAAUAAUAUCCGUCGUUGUUCUUUUGUUUUUUGUUCAGUACAUGUCAGUCAGUUCGUUAUUAUUUCCUUCGUUGGGCGUUCGUUUUCGAAAAGCAAAAUAUACAAAACCCCACUAGUUAUAACGAAAUAGAACUAAAGUGUAAAAUAAAACUGUGCAAAAACAAAAACAGCAGCAAAACUGAGAAUAGUUAAAGAUAUGAAAUGAAACCUUUAUGUUGUUUUUUCUAGUACGAAUACAAAUGAAGAAUCGGUGUCAACUAGCGAUGAGAAGUGAGAAAGGAGGGGGCAGAUACAGCUGUUAGAAAGGAACGUAACGACAAGUAGAUUAUCGAGCACACGAUAAAAGGGGUUGAGGGAAAACGAAGGGAUGUUAAGAUAGGAUUUACCAUAUUGUUGCCUUUUUCUAUAACAGUACGUAAGGAAAGAGAUUUCUUAUAAGAGUUUAGCGAACGUGCGCUGCCGAAAACAAAACAAAACAGUAACCGAACACAAGAAAGUAAAUUAAAGAACAGGAGAUAAAAAAAACAGGAUAACAAAAUAGUAAAGAGAGUCAGUUAUUGUAAAAAAGAAAGCAGAUUACAUAAAUAUUAAACAAAAAAAAAGUACGUAGCAAUGGGAGAAUGAACGUAAAAGCAUGUGUAAACAAAUAAAAGAAAGCAAACCAACUAGAAAGAAGGUAUAAACAACAGACAGAACAUAAACGAGAAGCACUAUAGAACGUAUAGAAGAAUGUGGCGUAUCAAUUAGACUGGGUUGCUGCUGCAGAAGCGCGCGUUUAUACAACUUUUUACUAAACAAAAGAUAUGAAGCAAAAUGUAUGCUAAAGUGUUUACAAACAUUCAUUUUCUGUUCGAUGUUUUAGAUUGAUUUAACUUUAAAACAAGCAAAUCAAUAAAUCGAUGCUCCUAGCAGGAGUGUAUGUAAGAACUGUUUUCAUGAUAGAAGAACAUACUGACAUAGCCAAAACCUCAACAAACGACGAACUCGAACGCCCGGUUGAAGGAAACAAUGAACAAACCAAAAGAGUAAACAAUAGAAAAGGAAGGAAAGAGAAUGUAACUUAAUUAAAGAGGUUCCAGAAUCGGAAAGAUGUGUAGAAACGUGGCAACACAU